CGACGCUGAAAAGUAGUCAUUAAUUUUUUGUUGUAAAAUCAAAUUUAAAUCAAAAAAUUAAUUUGUGUUUUAUUAUAUGUUUGAUUAAAGAAAAUUUUAAUUUUGAUAAUAAUUUAUUUCAUAUUAAAAACAUAAUUAACAACAAACUUAAAGUAAUUAAGUUUACAAUCGAAAGUUGAUUUACCGCUAAAUUGAAAAUUUGUUACUAUACGCGGCGAAGUGCACGGGUUGUCUGGAGCCGAUCGCACCGACCGAACUGGUAAUGAGAGCACUCGAUCACGUCUAUCACAUCAAUUGUUUCCUAUGUGUCGGUUGUGGCCGACAGUUACAGAAAGGCGACCAAUUCGUCAUACGAGGCGGUCGUCUCUUCUGUCGGCCAGACUUCGAGAAAGAGAUGGCAUUAAUCCAUAUGACAACCAAUGGCCGCAACAGCGGUGAGAGUACACCCAUUUCGGCCAACAACGGCCAAACCGUUUUGCCAGUCAUUAAUGGCAAUCCCCAGCGACAGGACGGCCGUCGGGGACCCAAAAGGCCGCGAACUAUACUCACCACCGCUCAGAGAAGGGCUUUCAAGGCCUCCUUCGAGAUCAGCCAAAAGCCGUGUCGUAAGGUGAGAGAGACGUUAGCAAAGGAGACGGGUCUGAGUGUUAGGAUAGUUCAGGUCUGGUUUCAGAACCAAAGGGCAAAAUUGAAGAAGAUUCAAAGAAAACAGCAACAAAUGCAGGCCUCAGGACAGGGAGGGGUCGGCGGCGGCGGGAGUGAGUCGGGAGGCAUUCAAAGUCAAUCGAGUGAUAAAUCGAAAGGUGAUAACACAUCCUAUUCUAUUGAUAAUCACAAUGACAGCAAUUUGACAGACUCUUCAGCCGAUUCGCCACAAUUUUCACUUCCGCCCCUCCACUACAUGCCCCACAGCCCCGACGGAUCGUAUUAUUCGCCUCAAGACGACGGCUACGCCAAGAGUGAGCUCGCGAUGGAUUCCGAGACCAGUUUAGGCGGUUUGGAGGACGUCCUCAUCAAUCAGAGCGCCAACAGUGCAGUAGUGGUCGGUUCCAUAGACCCGACGCCCGUGUCGUUGCAUCACUCGGAUGUCAUCACUCACACCACUCUCUUCGGCGCGCCGUCGAUGACACCGAUCGACAAACUAUAUUCAAUGCAAUCCUCGUAUUUCAAUUCGGGUGAAUGCGAGUGUUUAGGGGCACCCAAUUAGCCCCCACUCUCCCUCCCGAACACCCCCUCCGCCAUAGUUUCAGUACAA
Medioppia subpectinata is the source of this 1255-nucleotide messenger RNA. Lineage: Eukaryota; Metazoa; Arthropoda; Arachnida; Sarcoptiformes; Oppiidae. The record is from the annotation of a GenBank genome assembly.